AUGAAGCUCCAAAAUUUAUUAGAAGUUUUGCUCAUUCUAAUCAUCGUUUCGUUCGCUGCCUCAAAACCAAUUGACAAGGAAAAUGGUCGCGCUGUUCAUCACCGGCAUCAUGUGAAAAAGGGAUUAAUUGCGAGACAAGAGCCUGUUGAUGGAGCUCCUGCUAAGCCAGUUGCCGCUGCUGAAGAGGAUGACGAUGAUUUUGACAUCACGGAUAUCUUUGACGUCUUCGAUGACGACGACGAGGAAGACGAAGAAGAAAGUGCCGAAGAGGAAAGCGCCGAAGAAGUCGAAGAUGACGACGAAGAAGCUGACGAGGAAGACAGUGACAGUGACGAGGAAGAAGACGAAGCUGAUGAAGCUGAAACAGCAGCUGCUGGCGGUGCUUCGGAACCUGAUGCCUUUGACUUGAUCGCCGAGCUGCUCGAAGACGAAGAAACCCCCAAGCCAAAACCAUCGACAGCUGCCCCCGAAGUUGUUGCGCAAUCUCUUGCCGCUGAAGAAGCUGCUGACGAAGCCGAUGACGAAGAAGAAGACGAUGAAGCUGAAGCUGCCUUGGAGCCUGUGGUCACGAUCCAAAAGGUACCCGAACAAAAACCCACACCAAAGCCCACAAAAGCCCCCAAAAAGCCCAAAACGACGACAACAACGGAAAAAUCCGCGCCCGAAAAAGCCGACUUGCCGCCAUUGAACUUGCAAAACACCUCCGCCUUGUUGGAGCUCCAAGCACAACUCACAGCCAACAAUGUCAAGGGAGGAGGCGAUUUGGAGGACGAUGAAAAAGUCGCAACCCCAAAACCCACAAAGAAGCCCACGAAGAAAAAGACAACCCCAAAAGUCCAGAAGAAACAAGUCUCCUCGAAUGACAUCGAAGUUGCCGAAAAAACUUUGAUGGAAAAAACUCCCGUUGUCAUGGAAGAUGGCGUCGUUAUGGAAAAAGUCCCUUUGAAGACGCCCGAAGGUGAAAAAAUGAAGAUGCAACAACAACAAGAAGACGAGUCCGAAGAAGGUGUCGAAGUUAUUUCAAGCUAA
Messenger RNA from Culicoides brevitarsis, 1029 nucleotides. Its product is annotated as nucleolar protein dao-5-like. Lineage: Eukaryota; Metazoa; Arthropoda; Insecta; Diptera; Ceratopogonidae. The coding region runs from base 1 to 1029 and encodes 342 amino acids. The record is from RefSeq and is a predicted model, not a curated record. The transcript has 2 exons.